Messenger RNA from Bufo bufo (common toad), 779 nucleotides. RefSeq names its product SH3 domain binding glutamate rich protein like 3 (gene SH3BGRL3). The coding region runs from base 81 to 368 and encodes 95 amino acids. The record is from RefSeq and is a predicted model, not a curated record. Gene Ontology annotation, cellular component: cytoplasm. Lineage: Eukaryota; Metazoa; Chordata; Amphibia; Anura; Bufonidae. The transcript is spliced from 3 exons.
CCGCGAUUGGUCUAUGUAUAGACACGUGCUGGGAGAGGUCGGAAGUCCACAUUUAACAGAAGUGGCUGUAAAAGAUCAGGAUGGCUGGGAAUCUGACGUUCUACAUGACCUCGGUGACCAGCUCCCGUGAGACGAAAUCUCAGCAGAAUGAAAUAAAGCGGAUACUGGAUUCACACGGAAUCACAUAUGAUUCGGUGGAUAUUUCCAUAGACAAGUGCCUUCUGGACAAAAUGAGAGAGAAGGCCGGCAAUCCCUCUGCUGUUCCACCACAGCUCUUCCGUGGAGAGAAGUGCAUUGGGGGUUUUGAGCAGCUUAUGGAUGCUGUGGAAAAUGGCAACGUGAACGAGUUCCUAGAGGUGCAAAAUUAAGCCUCCUGUUACAGUCGCAGUGGAAUCGACCCUGCAUCUAUUCUGCUCAUCUUUAAGCUGGCUCCUAUUAUUUCCUAUGUCACUUUUUAGUCAGUUUUGUCACUGAAAACUUGCAAAGUGGUGUUGCGACUUAUAAUUUUUGCUAUAUUAUUUUUUUACUUUACACCUUUGGUCAUUCCAGUUUUGCAUAAAAUAAACCUACAUUCCAGAGGAAUGUGAUACUAUCCAUUCCAAAGUAAGCCUGGAUGGCAAGAGGCUAUUUUUUACCUUGUGAUGUUGCAAAAGCCCCUUACCCUUCUGGCCGCUUUCUGAUCUCCCGUCCCCAUUCCUAUUAUGACUGUGAAUAUAAAUGUGUCUUUCCUGCCAAAGAGGAAGUGAGUCUUCCAGCUGAUCAAUAAAUGUGUUUCACAA